Cucurbita pepo subsp. pepo (vegetable marrow) is the source of this 2581-nucleotide messenger RNA. RefSeq names its product phosphatidylinositol 4-phosphate 5-kinase 4. Lineage: Eukaryota; Viridiplantae; Streptophyta; Magnoliopsida; Cucurbitales; Cucurbitaceae. The record is from RefSeq and is a predicted model, not a curated record. Gene Ontology annotation, molecular function: 1-phosphatidylinositol-4-phosphate 5-kinase activity; ATP binding. Gene Ontology annotation, cellular component: plasma membrane. Gene Ontology annotation, biological process: phosphatidylinositol phosphate biosynthetic process.
UUCUCCAUCUUAAUUUUUCAACUUUUCCCCAAUUGGGUGUUUUAAAAAAUCCCCAAUUCACAAUUUUUAAUCCCAAAUUCCAUCUGGGUUCGUCUCAAAAUCUUCCGUUAUGAGUAACAGAGAAAGUGGAGUUUUGAAGGCAUGGGAAGCCACGAUCCGCAGAACCCAAGCGGCCAAGAAGCGAGCCCAUAGCAUCUUCGGCUCCACCUCCGUGGGUCAUGCCGACGAUAGCGACAUCAACGGCGGCUAUACUGACGCCUUCGACCCUGAAUUAAUUGCCGGUGAGGUUUACCACGCUGACAGAAUCCUCCCAAAUGGCGACUAUUACACCGGCCAAUGGUGCGACAGUUUCCCACACGGCCACGGAAAAUACCUCUGGACCGACGGCUGUAUGUACGUCGGAGAAUGGGUCAAAGGCAAGACAAUGGGCCGUGGCCGAUUCAGCUGGCCAUCGGGAGCCACAUACGAAGGCGAAUUCAAGAGCGGGUAUAUGGAUGGAAAUGGAACCUACACAGGGUCAAAUGGGGACACUUAUAAAGGGAAUUGGGUGAUGAAUUUGAAACAUGGGCGUGGAGUUAAAAGCUUCUCAAAUGGCGAUUGCUAUGAUGGGGAAUGGAGGAGGGGAUUGCAAGAAGGGAAUGGGAAAUAUCAAUGGAAGAAUGGCAAUCAUUAUGUCGGUGAAUGGAAGAAUGGGGAGAUUUGUGGGAAAGGGAGUUUUGUUUGGAGUAAUGGGAAUAAAUAUGAAGGCAAUUGGGAAUCAGGGUUGCCUAGAGGCAAUGGAACAUUCAAAUGGCCUGAUGGGAGUUUCUAUGUAGGAUAUUGGAGCAAAGAUCCACAAGAACAAAACGGGAGUUACUAUCCCUCUGGCUCAUUAGGGAAUGUGCAAUGGGAUCCACAAGAUGUGUAUAAUGUGGACUUUAGUGAUUGCAAGAUUUGCCUUGGGGAGAAGGUGUCGAUUUUGCCGUCGCAGAAGAAGCUAGCGGCGUGGAGGUCGUCGAAGGGAGAGGACGGGGUGAAGCCGAGGAGGAUGUCAGUGGAUGGACGGGUGAGUAUUGAGGUCGAGAGGCCGUUUGAUAGAAUGCAAAUGUGGGGGUGUGGGGAUAUCGACGACUUUGUGACGGGGUGUUGCAGCGAGAGGACGUCGUCGGCCGGAGGAGGAGGAGGAGGAGGAGGAGGAGGAGGGCGGGGGGAUAUGAGUGAAUAUAUGUUGGGAUUGAGUUUGGAGAAGGAGGGACUUGGGACGCCAAUGAGGAUGUCAAAGUCUUGUAAGAGGCAAGGAGAGACUAUCUGCAAAGGCCACAAGAACUAUGAUCUUAUGCUCAAUUUGCAGCUUGGGAUCAGGCACUCGGUUGGAAGACCAGCCCCGGCGGCUUCCCUUGAUUUGAAGCCAUCAGCUUUUGAUCCAAAGGAAAAAGUUUGGACCAAAUUCCCUUCCGAAGGGAGCAAACACACGCCACCCCAUCAGUCAUGUGAGUUCAAAUGGAAGGAUUAUUGCCCUUUGGUUUUCAGAACUCUAAGGAAAUUGUUCAAGGUGGAUCCAGCUGAUUAUAUGCUAUCUAUCUGUGGGAACGAUGCGCUUCGAGAACUUUCUUCUCCAGGAAAAAGUGGUAGCUUCUUCUACUUGACUAACGACGAUCGAUAUAUGAUCAAGACGAUGAAGAAGGCCGAAGCUAAAGUUUUGAUAAGAAUGCUCUCUGCCUAUUAUAACCAUGUUAGAGCCUUUCAGACUACUUUGGUGACCAAAUUCUAUGGUCUUCAUUGUGUUAAAUUAACAGGGCCAAUUCAAAAGAAGGUAAGGUUCAUCAUUAUGGGAAACCUUUUUUGCUCGGAGUAUUCCAUUCACCGACGGUUCGACUUGAAAGGGUCAAUUCUUGGACGCACAACAGAUAAGCCUUUGAGCGAAAUCGACGACACUACCAUCCUGAAGGACCUCGAUCUUAACUUCGUAUUUCGAUUGCAAAAAUCAUGGUUUCAAGAGUUUUGCAGGCAAAUCGAUCGAGACUGUGAGUUCCUCGAACAAGAAAGAAUUAUGGAUUAUAGUCUUCUUGUUGGUCUUCACUUCAGGGAAACUUCAGCUGCUGGUGAUUUCAUACCUUCCGGUGCUCGAACUCCGACAGGAGGGGCAGAGAAUGAAGCAGCUCCUCGUCUAUCAAGAGUCGACAUGGAUCAGCUUUUCCUCGAUCCAUCCAGAUGGUCGAGUAUCAAAUUGGGUGUAAACAUGCCUGCUCGAGUGGAACGAACGGUGAGAAAAAGUGACUGUGAGUUUCAAUUGGUAGGAGAACCAACAGGGGAGUAUUAUGAUGUGGUUAUGUUCUUUGGUAUCAUUGACAUACUUCAAGAUUAUGACAUUAGCAAGAAGCUUGAGCAUGCCUACAAGUCAAUUCAAUACGAUCCUACUUCGAUAUCAGCUGUCGAUCCAAAACAAUACUCGAAGCGAUUUCGGGACUUCAUAUUUAAUAUCUUUGCAGAAGAUGAGGCAAACUUUGAAUAAAGAUCUACACAUGAGUCGUUUCUCAACUUAUCAACUCCUUGUUCUGGAAAUGUAUUUAAUAAUUUUUAGCAGGGUUGAGAUGGGAUGAGA